AUGGACAAUGAUCCUCAAGAUAAGAACAAUAACAACAACAACAACUUAUCAUUGUUGGUAGAACAUCAAUGUACAUUUGUAUUGGCAAGAACAGAUAUAGAAAAAUCACAUUUUCGAGUUAUUCAACAAGCUUUAAACAAAUUAAAUAUACGAGUAACAGCAGUUCGUCAAAGUAAUGUGCUCUAUAUUUGUCAUGAUGAACAUUGGCGAAAAGAAUCAAAUAAUUACAUGGAACAAAUAGGUGUUUUUGUCUUACUUAAAGAAUUUAUAGAUACAUUGAAUAAUGAUUAUGAAAAUGUUUUUAAAACUAUGAGUGAUAAAAUAGUUUCAACAUUACAUCAUUUAUUCCUUCGCAAAGCAAUCACCACUGAACAAUAUGAACAAAUGAUGUAUUUCAAUCAAGUACCAACACAUCGAUUCAAUAAACUGUAUUUUAUUCCAGAAGUGUGCCAUAAAGAAAUCAUUUUACAACCAAUGUUAACAUCGUUUGUACAAGAACCUAUGAAAGCUAUUGCACGUUUUCUCAAUAUUCUUCUUGGACCAAUAUAUAAACGAAUAACUCGUUCUAUUUCAUUUACUAGUCCAACAGAUGCAAUUCAAGCAUUUGAAAAAUAUGCUCAACAAGGUUUUCUUCGAUCAACUACUCUAUUCGUUACAAUUCAAAUUCAUGAUUUUUCUACAAUAUUUUCUCAUGAUUUCAUGAUUGAGGCAUUAAAACAUUUCCUUCAAAAUCACGUACCAAACGAGCAAAUUCAAGGUAUAUCCACAACGACGAUUGUUCAAUUAGUUCAACUUAUUCUUCGAAAUCAGUAUUUUCUCUAUGAAAAUAAAUUAUAUCAACAAAUUGCUGGUGCUCCGUCCAACACUCAAUUGACACAAACAUUGGCAAAUAUUUAUCUAUUUUAUUUACAACAGGAUUUUGUUUCACUAUUAAAUAAUAAGAAAGAAAUUUUUGGUCGAUGUCUCAAUCAUAUGAUUUUUACAUGGAAUGAAUCCAAAGAUGAACUUCAAAUGUUACUUAAUCAAAAUAUUAUGGACCAUUUUAAAACUUCACAUAUUCGUAUAACAACUGAUAUUGGUCAUGAAAUUCAUUAUUUUGAUGCGAAAAUUGCUCAUGAUGAAGGUAUUCUUCAAACAAAUGUAUAUCAUAAACCAAAUAUUGAACCAUAUGCAUUACCGUAUGUUUACGAUACAACACAACGACAAGAUCAUUUAUUUCUAUUACGAGCUGCUCUUAUACGUGCUACACUUUAUUGUUCAAAUCUAGAUGAAUUUGAAAAUGAACGAUUUUACAUCGAAUUAUCUUUUCUUAUUAAUGACGUAUCAUUGGAUUUUAUUCAAGAAACAAGUCGAAAUUUUUUCAAUGAGUUCUAUGCAUAUGGCAUUAAUAUGCAUCUCGAUGAAGCAAUUUAUCGUGUUUUCCGUCAAAACGUUCACGAAUAUCAUCGAAAACGAACUAAAACUCAUACACGACAGAAAAAAACAACGGCAAAAACGACGACAAUUACAAAUUGUACCAACGAAUUAAAAUAA
Molecule: messenger RNA, 1533 nt
Organism: Adineta steineri
Lineage: Eukaryota; Metazoa; Rotifera; Eurotatoria; Adinetida; Adinetidae
Source: the annotation of a GenBank genome assembly